UUAUUUUUACAAACACAAUAAAAAAAAAAAAAAAAAACACUGGUACAGCUCAGAUAAAAAAAAAACCAAAUGUAUAUAGGAGGUCAUAGGAAAUAGUCCAUAGUGCAGGGAAGUCACAGGAUAUGUGAGUUCAUGUUCAAGAGACUCUUUGUGAGAUAUUCCAAAGGGACCAUCUCAAAUAUCACUUUUUGCCAGCCUUGAACAGAGGGUUUCUUAUCACUGAUCCACUGUAGUAAUAUACUUUUUCCUAGCAGCAAAUGUAAGAAUGGUAUAUAACCUUUUGUUGGCUGCAGUAGUUUAUAUUUAUACUUGGGAUUUAUGGUGAAAGUUAACUGAGCGAGCAAUGAGCAACACCAGAACAAAUUGGACAACAAUGCGCACAAGCGGUCACUUUUACGCACGCUGUAUUCUUGUGCCAAAUAAAGAAACCAAGACAGCUGUAAGUCUGCACAGAGAAACCUGAGACAGCAACUCUGAAAGGCCCAAUCCAUGAAUCCCCACAGACCCUUUAAGCACUUCAGCAGACCACCACACAGACACGAAACCGGCAGGAGCAGACAAGAGGAAGCAGACUAAUAAUAUGUGGGAUAUUAUCUUAUUAUCAUGGUUGCAUUUUGCGCAAAAGGAGACGCGUUGUUGACGUUGCUUUGUUUUUGUUUCACCUUUGUUUUUUGUAUGACAGCAGCACAAUAUGAGAAUUACAAUUUCAGAAAUUUCCCCAAAGAGGAGCUGGUGCCUCUCACCAAGGCGUAUGGGUUGGCUUUGGAUCAUUACGCAGCAGAGGAGUGGACGGAGGCGAUCACAUUUUUGGAGCUGAGUUUGCGCUUGCACCGGUUGCUUAAAGACAGUGUGAGAUACUGCAUGCUGCACUGCGAUAGUAGCAGCAAACCGAUAGAAGAACCGUCCUUUACAGGAAACCAGGACCUCCGCGUCUACUGGCACGUUAUGGUGACUGCAUCCUGUCAGAAGAAGUGCAGAGAGCAUUUCCCCAUGCUGCAGAUGCCUCCUCCCAGCAGAGACAUCCUGGAGGAGUUCAACAGGAGAUCUCCAUACAGAUACCUGCACUUUGCACACUCCAGGCUGAAUGACCUGCAGAAGGCCGUCCCAUGUGCCUACACCUACCUCCAGAAGAACCCUAAAGACCAGGAGAUGCACCAGCUGAUGGAGGAGUACAAGCGCCAGUACGACCUGAGCGGCUACCUCACCGACCACGAAGAACAACCACACGAGGCCUCCUUUCUGAGAGGCGUGAAACUCAUCAACUCAGGUGACUACACAAGCAGCAUUGAGCACAUGGAGGAAGCUCUGAGGCUCUACCUCCACGAGUACGACCUCUGUCAGGCCGACUGUGAAGGGAUCAGUCCGCUUUCACCACACAGCGACUUCUGCGCAGUCGUAGCAGAUGUCUACAUUGACGUGUUACGCUGUAAGCUGAAGUGUGAAGAAAACUUGAUGCCUAACGUUGGUGGUUAUUUUGUGGAGAACUUUGUGGCCACUAUCUAUCACUACCUCCAGUAUGCCUAUUAUAAGUUGAACGACGGCCGCAGUGCGUUGCCCUGUGCAUACAGCUACUUCCUGUUUGAACCUGAGGACGAGGUCAUGAAGCAGAACCUGCAGUAUUAUAAAGCCUACAGUGAACAGUGGGGCCUUCAGCCCGACCACUUCACACCCAGGAUGGAGGCUCUCAAACACCACAACCGCACCGUCACUCAAAAGCAGAUGCUGACAUCUGCAGAGGAGUACUUAAAGUUGGAUGUUGAGGAUUUCUUUGGACCAGAGGAAGCUGCACUUCUGGCCUCUGAGUCUCCCGAUGUUGAGUUUGAAGGGAUGGGAGACUACGAGGAGUCAAUCUACGCUAACUGGAGGCAGCCGAAGGGCAAAGGAGACGCUGGGGAGCCAAAUAUCUAAAGAGAGCUGAGAGG
This is a messenger RNA of Sebastes umbrosus (honeycomb rockfish), 1922 nucleotides long. Its product is annotated as endoplasmic reticulum protein SC65-like. The record is from RefSeq and is a predicted model, not a curated record. Gene Ontology annotation, biological process: peptidyl-lysine hydroxylation; collagen fibril organization. The coding region runs from base 604 to 1908 and encodes 434 amino acids. Gene Ontology annotation, cellular component: endoplasmic reticulum. NCBI's taxonomy places the organism in Eukaryota, Metazoa, Chordata, Actinopteri, Perciformes, Sebastidae. Gene Ontology annotation, molecular function: collagen binding; protein binding. The transcript is spliced from 7 exons.